ACAAACGAUUGAAUUUUUUAUAAUAUUCGCCUUCGCGUCAGCCAACUUGGGAAGGACUUUUCUUAAUUCAAAAGACAAAUUAAAGUCAAAAACCAACUAUCAUAUUUUUUUAUUAAAAAAAAAAAAAAAAACCUCUUAAAACCCCCAAUUUUUAUUUCUCUUCAUUGUUUGGAUCACCAAAAGCAAAAAAGAAAAAGAAAAAAAAAAAAAAGAGAUUAAUUUUCCUUUUCUCUGAGUUUGUUCGUACUCGAUUCUGUUCCAUCCUCUUCUCCAAUGGCGGUUUCUCCCCACUCUUUUCCACCGCGAAAACGCCGGCCGUCCGCCGCCGCCUUCGUCUCCCCCAAACUCUCCGCCCCAAUCCUCCUCGAAUCUCUCCUCUCCCUCUCCCAAGAAAUCUCCACCAUGAAACCACUCCAAUUCCUCCUCAACCGUUACUCCAAUUCCAUGAUUCGCAAAUCCAGAUUACUCGAAAUCUUCCUCCAAGAUCUCCGCCGAAACCAGAUCCUUUCCCUCCCCUCAGCCUCCCUCUGCCUCGAAGAAAUGUACAUCGUUUUACAAAGAAUCAAAACAUUGAUCGAAGAUUGUUCUAGCGGAAGCAAGAUGUGGUUACUCACUCAAAACGAAUCCAUCGCCAAUCAUUUCCACGAACUCACUUUGGAUUUGUCGACUCUGCUCGAUAUCUUCCCUGUCAAAGACGCUGGAUUAACCGAAGACGUCGAGGAAUUGUUUUACCUCUUGAGAAAUCACUGCUCUGAAUCCACCGUUUUCCUUGAUCCAAGAGAUGAAACUCUCAGAUUCAGAGUAUUGAAGAUGAUCGAUCGAAUCAAAGACGAAAUCGUUCCGGAUUAUUCCGAGUUAUCAGAGAUUUUCUCCAUGAUUGAUAUACGCGAUUCGUCGAGUUGUAGAGAAGAAAUCGAGAAUCUCGAGGAUGAAAUUCAGAAUCAAACCGAUGAGAAAUCGAGAUCUGAUGUGAUUGCUUUGAUCGGAUUAGUUCGUUAUGCGAAAUGCGUAUUGUAUGGAGCGUCGACGGCAGAAUAUAGUUUCCGGCGGAAAGAUUCGAUUUCCGAUUUGGCUAUACCGGCGGAUUUCAGGUGUCCGAUUAGUUUGGAUUUAAUGCAAGACCCUGUUGUCGUGGCAACAGGACAUACGUACGAUCGUGCGGCGAUAAUGUUGUGGAUUGAAUCUGGACACAACACGUGUCCGAAGACAGGUCAGACUCUGGCCCACACGAACCUAAUUCCGAACCGAGCAUUGAAAAAUUUGAUUGCGAUGUGGUGCCGUCAAGAGAGAAUUCCGUUUGAUGUAACGGAAAGUAAUAAAGAGGGAGUCAACGACGUUACGUUAAAUAAAGCGGCGUUAGAAGCUAUGAGAAUGACGGCAACGUUUCUCGUUAACAAACUCGCUACUUCGGUUGACUCUUCCGUGAACGACGUCGUUUACGAGCUUCGUGUUCUGGCUAAAACAGAUUCCGGAAGCCGUGGAUAUAUCGCUCAAGCCGGAGCUCUGCCGUUACUCGUCCGAUAUCUCAACUCCGACAACCCGAUUCUCCAAGUUAACGCCGUCACAACGGUUCUCAACCUAUCGAUUUUUGAAGCGAACAAAUCGCUGAUAAUGGAAACCGACGGCGCGUUGAUCGGAGUAAUCGAGGUACUCCGGUCUGGCGCUACCUGGGAAGCGAAAGGAAACGCCGCCGCCACCAUAUUUAGCCUCUCCAGUAUCCAUUCUUACCGGCGGAGAUUGGGGAGGAAGACACGUGUCAUAAGGGGAUUGCUUGAUUUGGCUAAAGACGGGCCGAUUAGUUCGAAGAGAGAUGCUCUGGUUACCAUUUUGACAUUAGCCGGCGAUAGGGAGACCGUUGGGAGGUUAAUCGAAGGUGGGGUUAUGGAGACGGUGAGUCACCUGAUGAACAGCCUGCCGGAGGAGGCGGUGACGAUUUUGGAAGUGGUGGUGAGGAAAGGGGGAUUUGUGGCGAUUGCUUCGGGAUUUUAUCUGAUUAAGAAAUUGGGGGUUGUGUUAAGAGAAGGCUCCGAUAGGGCCAGAGAAAGCGCCGCCGCGGCGCUGGUAACAAUGUGCCGGCAAGGUGGGUCGGAGAUGGUGACGGAGUUGGCUUCGAUGGCUGGGAUUGAGAGAGUUAUUUGGGAAUUGAUGGGGAGUGGAACGAUGAGGGGGCGGCGGAAGGCAGCGUCGCUGUUGAGAAUACUCCGGCGAUGGGCGGCGGGUUUGGAUGCAAUUGGUGGCGGCGGAGGAGAUUCCAUAACGGUUACUUCGUCGAGAAUCGGCGGCGAUUCAACCACUAUUGUUAAUUCGUCAAGAGGAGCAGUUGUGCAUAGUUAGAAGAGAAGGUUUCAUCCUAAAUUCUUUACCACAUUUGUUUGUAAAUUAAUAUGUUUUUUUUCAAAAAAAUUAUUUCUUUAUUUUUUUCCUGUUUGGAAAAAAAAAUGAAAAAGUCCCAAAAUAGAGUUUUCAUCAGAUUGUUUUAAUUUGUUUGCACAUUGCCACAUUCUAGGAUGAAUCUUUGAUAAACAAUUAAUAGAAAGGUACAAAUCAUCAAAAAUCUUAAGAUGAUUUCUUAUUUGUGUAA
Messenger RNA from Benincasa hispida (wax gourd), 2581 nucleotides. RefSeq names its product U-box domain-containing protein 16. NCBI's taxonomy places the organism in Eukaryota, Viridiplantae, Streptophyta, Magnoliopsida, Cucurbitales, Cucurbitaceae. Gene Ontology annotation, molecular function: ubiquitin-protein transferase activity; protein binding. The record is from RefSeq and is a predicted model, not a curated record. Gene Ontology annotation, biological process: cell surface receptor signaling pathway; protein ubiquitination.